CACCAAAAUGCUGAUAAAUCAAAUUGCACAAAUCCUAACAAAUCCUGAGAUAUUUCCUAUUUAAUAUUCGCACUUUUUUAUAUAUCUCCGUAGAGUUUUUUUUUUUUUUUUUUUUUAGUUUUUAUUAUUUAGUUUAUUGUUUUAUUUAUUCAUCAGUUCAUUCAAAGGCUGAACUGAGUAAAUGUGUCAAGAGUGGUUUCUUUACCCACUGUCUCCAUUAGAGGGCGUUCAGUCAGCCCGGACUGAGUAGAAGCAUUGGGUGCAGUAGGAUUACACCAGUUAAAAAAACACAUUUGGGUCACGUCAAAGGAACCAGCACUAAUAUUAGAGGCUGCUGCUUUCAGAAGAGCUGCCAAGCAGCGCCGCAUAAAGGCAUCUUAGCCAGGGGAUAGUCUGUCACAAGGACUGGAAAGCCAGGUUUUUCACGGGUGACAUUUAACGUCACACGCGUUGUCAAGACGGAGGGGCUUCUCCGUGCGUAACGCAGAUACGCUGGAUCCACACUCCUCAAACCAUGAGUACUUGCAAGUGUGUAAUUUGAAGGCGACAUAUGCACUCUUCUGCAGAUAUGUCUUUCUUAACCAUACCAAGCCAAGAGGGCCUUUUCAAAACGAUUAAAACCAGCAAGUCGGCCGGAGAGGCGGAGGGUCAUUCACGCACGGACGCCGCUGAGAAAAACGACGAUGAGGAGGAUGAUGAGGACGAUGAUGACACCGAUGAUGUCCGGUUCAUCCCCAGGUGUUCCCCGGUGCCCAGAAAGCGGGGCGCGUCCAUCUUCGACGAGACAGCCGAGUACAUGCGGAUCCACCAGGCGCUCUCUGCAGGAAAGCGGGUCUCGUUCGCCGACACAACAGGUGGAGACCUGGUGGAUGUGCGCGAAUUCGUAGCCUUCGACUCGGACGAGGAAGACACCGCAAAGUGGCAGGAGGAGGAGGCGAAAUACCGCAAAGCAGAGCGGGAGCCGACCUAUCGAGUGCACCCGGAGUUCCACGUUCCCAGCGGCGGCGUCCUGCUACAGGCUGUGCGCUCCAACAAAGUGGAAGUUGAACGGAUAUCCCCAUUAGAGGACGAGCCGCUUGCAUUCAGUGGAGUAAUUCGAGUCCUGAACAUCUCCUUCCACAAAGCGGUGUACAUCAGAUCAACCAUGGACAGCUGGGGCACUUACUUUGAUCACCCUGCAGAGUACGUGUUUGGAUCUAACGUCGACAACACUGAUCAGUUCUCCUUUAAGCUGUCUUUUGCACCACCGUACACCACGCACGGCUCACGCAUUGAGUUUGUCGUGCGCUAUGAAACCUCGGUUGGUGAUUACUGGGCCAAUAACCUUUCCAGGAAUUACGCUGUGACGCUGCUUUUGUCCUAUGAAGAUGAUACAGCCCAGACCAGCACUGAUAUGGCACAAAAAAGAAGCAUCCUGAAGAGUCCGAAAGUCUACAGCCUGACAUCAGAGGAAGAUCAGCAGGAAGGAGAAGAGGAACCAGAGAGUUUAACAGCAGAACUAGUCAGGCCAUCAGCUGCGUGUCCAGUCAUCAUUCAUCCUGAGAUCGAUGUGGAGAAACCCGUUCAUCAGUCCGGUCCCUCCGCCACAUCUCAACACAGGCCACUAUCUACCGGCGCCACACUGUCCACACCUGCUGCACCUUCAGCAUCCUCCAAACCCGACCUUCAGUCCAAUUCUGCCUUUGCACUCAAACCAGAUAAGUCUCAGCCUUCGCAUUUACUCCACCGGGUGCGCGAGAAAGAAACACCAGAGCAGUCUGUGCACAGCCGUCCCGCUGCGUCGCCGUCUCCCUCACGUCCUUCAUCUCAAGAACCCGAACAGAGAUCAGACGAGUCUCAGGCUGACAGAGUGGAAACUCUUCCUCGCUUCUGUCCUCUGUCAGCAGCAGGAGACAAGCGCAUGGCUGCUGAGUGUGUCUCCUGUUCCAGUCUGAUGGAAGAAGUCCUUGUACAAUUCAGCCAACAAGAAAGGCUUUUAGAAAUGUCCACAAAAUCUGCAGAACGUCAGGCAGACAGAAGACCUGCAGCUGAGACUCGUGCAUUUUUGGAAGAGGAGGAUGAAGAUAGACCCUCAGCGAACGCCGCUGAGCCGAGCCAAGACGCCGCUCCUCACUCUGCCUCAUUCGACGAUCCACUAGGCCUGAUGUCUGAAGACGAAGACUACAGCAUCGAUCUAAAGCCGUACAUCUUCUUGCUGGGUGUUUCCCUCUCUCUGGUGUGGUGGAAACUCGUUAGUAGAGGGUAGAGAAGCUGCUCAAUAAACCGGAGAAGGAGCCA
Messenger RNA from Xiphophorus couchianus (Monterrey platyfish), 2277 nucleotides. It is a transcript of the gene ppp1r3f, whose product is annotated as protein phosphatase 1, regulatory subunit 3F. Gene Ontology annotation, cellular component: protein phosphatase type 1 complex. Lineage: Eukaryota; Metazoa; Chordata; Actinopteri; Cyprinodontiformes; Poeciliidae. The record is from RefSeq and is a predicted model, not a curated record. The transcript is spliced from 4 exons. The coding region runs from base 551 to 2245 and encodes 564 amino acids. Gene Ontology annotation, molecular function: protein phosphatase 1 binding; glycogen binding. Gene Ontology annotation, biological process: regulation of glycogen biosynthetic process.